AGCCUUAGUGUUUGUAUGAGGUUUGCCGAGUUUGUCAAAUUUCCCAUUGUUUAUUGAUUUGAUCAUGGGAGGCGACGGGCACGGACAUGGACACGGGCCUCCCUACAAGGUGCCUAGUCACGAAAUAUACAAAUGGGAAGAUGUACCCGAGUUAAAAAAAAUGCAGGAAAAAUUAGCCAAAUUAGGAUUGAAGGAUCCUUGGGCACGCAACGAAGUUUGGCGAUACCACAAAGGAUAUGGGACCCAACUCUCUCGUGGCCUCAACUGCCUUUUCCGAGGAUGGAGAGUCGCAAUUCCAGCUUUCAUUAUCACGAUAGCGGCCGAAAAAGCUCUGGGUAUCAAUUACGGAGGUGGUCACCAUUAAUUUACGCCUAAAUUUUAAUUUUCUUCUAAGAAUCGAGAAAGUUAGUGUAUAAUAUAUAAAGGGAGUAGUUCAAAAAGGAAAGCGAGUUUAUUAAAGAUUAAAAGAUCGUGAAAACAUA
Messenger RNA from Belonocnema kinseyi, 482 nucleotides. RefSeq names its product NADH dehydrogenase [ubiquinone] 1 beta subcomplex subunit 3 (gene ND-B12). Gene Ontology annotation, biological process: electron transport chain; mitochondrial respiratory chain complex I assembly. The record is from RefSeq and is a predicted model, not a curated record. Bases 65 to 364 code for a protein of 99 amino acids. Gene Ontology annotation, cellular component: mitochondrion. Lineage: Eukaryota; Metazoa; Arthropoda; Insecta; Hymenoptera; Cynipidae. The transcript has 2 exons.